This is a messenger RNA of Anolis sagrei ordinatus, 2365 nucleotides long. The record is from RefSeq and is a predicted model, not a curated record. Lineage: Eukaryota; Metazoa; Chordata; Lepidosauria; Squamata; Anolidae.
UCCAUUCAGCUUGGAAGUAUUUUAGAAAAUCCCGGAUGUGGGGCGCGGCGCCUUUAAGAGGCGGGCGGCUUCCAACGCGGGAAAAAAAAGGCGAGGCUUCGAGCAGAGCGCGGGAAAGCCGGCAGACUAGAACGUUGAGGAGGACGAGUGCGUCAUCGGGAAGAGGCUGAGCGUUCCUAUUGGUCGGGACGCGUCCGGAUAGAACGUUGGGGACACGAGAGUUCCAUCGGGGAGAAAGAGGGUCUCCCUCCACGUGGUCGGGAUGGCGCAGCUCCAAGUGACAGAUUUCUUCCAGCAGAGCAAGCGGGGUGCCUCCGGGCGCCGCAAGGGAAGCCAGCCCGAGACCCCGCUGGCCUCGCCCUGGACCCCCGCAGGCAGCAGGAAGCGGGCCAGGACCGAGCCCGGGGGCAGGGGCCCGGCCUCCGCCAAGAAGAGGCUCCUCAUGGCGCCCCCGGAAGAGGAGCAACCCCAGCAGGCGCCGGCCCCCGGACCUUGCAUUGCUCCGCCUCUUGGACCUCUCAGCCCUUCGGGUUUGGAUAAGAAGGCAAAGGAUUUGACCAAUGUAAUUCUUUCGCCAGGCCUGAAACCAGAGACGGAAGCAGAGGAUUGUACACCAGCAGAAAAGCAGGAGACAUCCAAGGAGAAGCUGACGGAGCUGAGAAGCCGCCUGGAAAAAAUCCGAGCGUUGACCCAGAAAGCCCGGUCGCCAAAGGGAUCCCCAGAGACAGACGUCGACCUCAAGAUCCGCCUGAAACGGGUCCGGCUGCUGGAAUCCAAGAUCCGGGAGAGGAAGGACUCCAAACAGGGAAAAGAAGCAGAUUUGGGCAAGAAAGAUCCAGAACCCAGCAGAGAGAGCAGUGAGAAUGUGCCGGCCUACCAGCGCUUCCAUGCUCUCGCCGAGGAUGUGCCCCCUGGUCUUGCGCUGCCUUAUAAGUACAGAGUCCUGGCUGAGAUGUUCCGCAGUGCAGACACCAUCGUGGGGAUGCUCUUUAACCGGUCGGAAACAGCCACCUUCGCCAAGGUCAAGCAAGGGGUCCAGGACAUGAUGCGCAAGCAAUUUGAGGAGCGCAACGUGGGUCAGAUCAAAACUGUGUUUCCCGAUUCGUACAUUUUACGCCAAGAGAAGAACGUCCCCACUUUUGGAAGUGGAGGCCCCAAGAAAAGCGACUACCAGCUGACUUUCGAACCACUUCUGGAAGCUGGCGAGAAACUGUCAGCUUCACGGCUGAUGGAGCGCCGGAAAGUAUUCAGCAGGAACCUGGUCAACAUUGUCAAGAGUCAUCACAAGGCCUUCCUGGCUUCGCUGAGCCCUCCCAUGGCGGUGCCGGAGGGCAAACUGACCCGAUGGCACCCCCGCUUUAAUGUGGACGAGGUGCCGGACAUCUCUCCCGCUGAGCUGCCGCAGCCUCCGCAAGUAGACAAGAUCACCAGUGCGCAGGAAGUGCUAGCAAAGGCAAGGAGCAUGUUAACGCCAAAGAUGGAGAAGGCUUUGGCCAACCUGGCCUUGCGGACAGCGGAGAGCAGCCGCCCUUUGACCCCGGAGUCACCCCGCCCGACCCCUUCGGCCCCCCCAAACACCCCCAGCAGCAGCCUCAGAGGGGUCUCCCAGGCCUUGCUGGAGAGGGAACAAAAAUCACUGUGUUUACAAAGUGUAAAUAAUAGAUUGGCCAAAUUUCCUUUUGUUGCUGCAGGAGAAAUGGAGGGCCACCUGCGCCUCCUUUCGGAGCUGCUUCCAUCCUGGGUCAGCAUCCUUUCCAUCCGGAAAGACACAUAUAUCAAGCUGGACAAAAGCGUCGACCUCAACAUUAUCACCGAGAGACUGGCCAAAAGGGUGAAGGAAGAGGAAUGGCUUUGAUAGCAACGAAUGCAGACUUUUUGGUGCAACAAUUGUGACCGGACCGAGCCUCCUGGCAGAGUUUUUACUUAACACAUUUCUAGAUUUUAGCAUUGAUGGAGCAAUAAAGGCAAAAAAGGAUAGUUUUUACUGUUUCUAGCUGCUUCCCCCCUCCCCAAUUCAGCUGGAAAGUUGGUUUCGGUUCAUGUCAAACUCCGUACCUCUCUGCAGUUGUUAAAACUUUGUAAUUGUUUCCGGAAUUAUGUUUUUCUUUCAAUGGAUUGUAAUGGGGAAUGAAAUGAAGCAAGACUACAAAUGUGGAAAAAUAUGAUGCAGGAGUUUCCAUUCCCAAAUGCAAUGGGUUAGGAACACUUUUCCAGGAAAAUGAGUUGGAAUUAAUUCCUUUUGCAUUUUUUAAAUAGUUUGCAAGGGUCCCUCCUUCCCUUUCUUUCAAAAAAGAGAGGAUCUGUUUUGAAAUGUUGAAUGUAUUAUUAUGAACUUUGGCAUUAAAAUAUUUUCUUCACUUGACAA